CUCACCAUAGUAGUCGUUACUCGUUACUAUACCCACACGCUCCCCCUCUCUCUCUCUACAUCGUUCCGCGCUUCUCCGGCAAAUCCACCGGCGUUUCUCCACCUCCGGCAGCCUCAACAACCGGCCACGCCACCGUGCCUUCCAUCUUCACUCGCAGGUAAGGAAAUGCUGGAAGCCGCGAUUGCUUGAUUUGAUGCUUCCUUUCUUGCUGAUUGGUAAUUGACAUGCAGAAAUUUACGAUGAUGGGAGCACCGGCAACACCGUCAUCUAAGAUACAGAGGAAUCUGUCAUGUACUCCCGGUGGUUCGAAAGUUCGGGAAGAGAAAAUUCUGGUCACUGUUCGGAUGAGGCCACUCAACAGGAAGGAACACGCAAUGUACGAUCAGAUUGCUUGGGAGUGCUUGGAUGAGCAGGCCAUUGUGUUCAAGAAUCCGAAUCCAGACAAGCCUGCCACACCAUACACCUUCGAUAGAGUUUUUGGUCCUACAAGCCGAAAUCAAAAGGUUUAUGAAGAAGGGGCUAAAGAUGUUGCUUUAUCAGCACUUUCUGGAAUUAAUGCUACAAUUUUUGCAUAUGGGCAGACUAGCAGUGGAAAGACAUUCACGAUGAAAGGCAUCACUGAAAAUGCUAUUAAGGACAUCUAUGAGUUCAUUAAGAAUACACCAGAAAGGGAUUUUAUUUUGCGAAUCUCUGCACUGGAAAUCUAUAAUGAGACUGUCAUAGACCUUCUAAAUCGUGAAACUGGUCCUCUUCGACUUUUGGAUGACCCCGAGAAAGGGACCAUUGUGGAAAAACUGAAUGAAGAAGUAGCUAAGGACGUUCAACAUCUAAGCCAUUUAAUCGGGAUCUGUGAAGCGCAAAGGCAAGUGGGGGAAACUACUUUAAAUGAUAAAAGCUCAAGAUCACAUCAAAUAAUCAGGCUGACUGUAGAGAGCAGCCUUCGUGAUAGUUCAGGCCAUGUAAAGUCGUACAUAGCCAGUUUGAAUUUGGUGGAUCUUGCUGGAAGUGAGCGCAUCUCUCAAACAAACACAACUGGAGCAAGAUUGAAGGAGGGAAGCCACAUCAACCGAAGUUUAUUGACUCUAACAUCAGUCAUCAGGAAGCUAAGUGGUGGAAAGUGUGGUCACAUACCAUAUAGAGAUUCAAAACUGACACGUAUAUUGCAGUCUUCACUUGGGGGGAAUGCUCGAACCGCAAUUAUAUGUACCAUAAGUCCUUCCUUGAGCCAUGUGGAUCAAACAAAAAAUACACUAACAUUUGCUACCAGUGCAAAGGAAGUCAUUAAUACUGCUCGAGUGAAUAUGGUUGUUUCAGAUAAGACACUAGUUAAACAAUUGCAAAAGGAAGUUGCCCGACUUGAAGGGGAGUUACGAAGCCCUGAACCUUCAUCACAGUCAUGUUUAAGGUCAUUGCUAGCUGAAAAGGAGUUGAAAAUUCAGCAGAUGGAAAGGACUAUGGAAGACCUGAGGCGACAGAGAGACCUUGCACAAUAUCAACUUGACCUUGAAAGAAGAGCAAAUAAAGUUCAGAAGGGAUCCGAUGAUCAUGGGCCCUCUGGUCAAGUUGUCAGAUGUCUUUCUUUUCCUGAAGUGAAUGAAUCAGGUAGUGAUAAGCAUGCUAAGAGAAGGAAGCCAGUGGGCAGGCAGGCUAUGUUGAAGAAUUUAUUAGCUUCUCCCGAUCCAUCCAUUCUGGUCGGCGAAAUCCGAAAGCUUGAGAACCGGCAGCUGCAGCUUUGUGACAAUGCAAAUCGAGCAUUUGAAGUUCUGCACAAGGAUUUUGCAACCCAUAAUCUUGGAAAUCAAGAAACAGCUGAAACCAUGUCGAAAGUACUGUCUGAAAUAAAAGACUUGGUAGCUGCUAGCUCCCGUGCAGAAGACUUUGUGACUGCUGAUAAGGCCGACUUGAUGGAAAAGAUCACUCAGUUGAAAUGUCAAGGGAACACCAUGGCAUCUUUAGAAAGGAAGCUGGAGAAUGUUCUAAAAUCUAUAGACAAGCUGUUCUGUGCUUUUAGUAGUGGGGAGACUCCAGAGGGCAAGACCCAGAUGAGAAGGAAGAAAAUUAUUCCAUUCGCCUUAAGUAACAGUCCCAACAUGCAACAUAUAAUACGCGCUCCUUGCUCCCCUCACUCUUCUUCUCGCAAAACAACGGAGCAUGACAAUGAGAAUAGGGUACCUGAGAACAGUUCCUACUCCGGCAGUGAUACUCCACGAAAGGAUGAUGGAACUUCUAAUUCUAUUUUAUCACAGGAAGGAAGCCCUGCUGUACGGCAAUCAAAAUCAGUGAGUGUGAAGAAGAUUCAGAAAAUGUUCAAGAAUGCUGCUGAGGAGAACUUUCGUAGCUUCAGAAUUUAUAUUACCGAAUUGAAAGAGCUAGUUGCAAAACUGCAUUACCAGAAGCAGCUUCUGGUUUGCCAGGUUUUGGAGCUUGAAGCAAGCAAGUCCUUAGAUGAAGAAACAAACACAACUGAUCCAUCUCCCUUGCCGUGGCACAUACUAUUUGAAGAGCAGAGAAAGCAAAUUAUCAUGUUAUGGCAUUUAUGCCACAUUUCUCUCGUGCACCGGACGCAGUUUUAUCUUUUGCUAAAGGGAGAUCCUUCUGAUCAGGUAUAUAUGGAAGUUGAAAUUAGAAGAUUGACUUGGUUGGAGCAACACCUAGCAGAGCUUGGGAAUGCUAGUCCAGCACUUCUAGGUGAUGAGCCUGCAGGCUCUGUAUCGGCAAGCAUCAGAGCUCUGAAGCAAGAAAGGGAGUAUCUAUCAAAGAGGGUCAACACUAAAUUGACUGCAGAGGAGAGGGAAUAUCUUUAUGCAAAAUGGGAAGUUCCUCCAGUGGGAAAACAGAGGAGGCUGCAACUGGUGAAUAAAUUUUGGACCGAUCCUUAUAACUUGCAGCAUGUACAGGAGAGCGCAGAAAUUGUAGCGAAGCUGAUUGAUUUCUGUGUAUCUGAUGAAAAUAGCAAGGACAUGUUUGAAUUAAACUUUGCAAGCCCUUACAAUAAGAAAACAUGGGGGGGCUGGAACUUCAUAUCAAAUCUUUUAAAUUUGUGAACACAAACUAUUGCAUCUGUAGCUGUACUUCAUUUAUAGUCAUAGAUGAUAAAACCAUCAAACAUAUAUUGAGAUUAUGGGCAUACCAGUGUUGAAGAAUGUAAACACAAAAAAGAAAGAGUAUUUUAGUUCUAUCAAUUAAUGAUAGGCUUUUUUUGAGGGCUUGAGGGUUGCUUCUAUUGUAGCUUUUGUGAAUUUCUGUCAUAAACUACCUUAGAAAUACAGGUAUUUAACAUAAAAGCAGUGUAUAGUUUAAAAGAUAA
Molecule: messenger RNA, 3307 nt
Organism: Lotus japonicus
Lineage: Eukaryota; Viridiplantae; Streptophyta; Magnoliopsida; Fabales; Fabaceae
Product: kinesin-like protein KIN-7B
Exons: 15
Coding region: 225-3044 (939 amino acids)
Biological process (GO): microtubule-based movement
Molecular function (GO): microtubule binding; microtubule motor activity; ATP binding
Source: RefSeq, a predicted model, not a curated record